AUGCACAAAACAUAUUCCUUAAGAAACCAAAGAACUCCAACUGCUCAGCAGAUUCAACAACCACCACCUCCUCCUUCUUCAACAAAAUCAAGAUUUUUCGGUAAAUCUUCCCUAGCUUCUUCAUUUCGUAAGAGUACAGCUGGUAGCUUCGGUCCUGAACUAUCAAGAAAAUUAUCUCAAUUGGUUAAAACUGAAAAAGGCGUCUUGAGAGCAAUGGAAGUGGUGGCUAAUGAAAGACGUGCCGCUGCAAGACAAUUGUCCCUAUGGGGUUCAGAAAAUGAUGAUGAUGUAUCCGAUGUCACCGAUAAAUUAGGUGUCUUGAUGUACGAAUUGGGUGAAUUACAAGAUCAAUUUAUUGAUAAAUAUGAUCAAUAUCGUGUCACUUUAAAAUCAAUUAGAAAUAUUGAAGCUUCUGUACAACCUUCAAGAGAUAGAAAAGACAAAAUUACCGAUGAAAUUGCACAUUUGAAAUAUAAAGAUCCAGGCUCCACUAAGAUCCCUGUAUUGGAACAAGAAUUGGUUAGAACUGAAGCUGAAUCUUUAGUCGCUGAAGCUCAAUUGUCUAAUAUUACAAGAGAAAAAUUAAAAGCUAGUUUCAACUAUCAAUUCGAUGCCGUUAGAGAAUUGGCUGAAAAAUUCGCUUUAAUUGCAGGCUACGGUAAGGCGCUAUUAGAACUAUUAGACGAUGCUCCAGUUACCCCAGGUGAAGCAAGACCAGCUUAUGACGGUUAUGACGCUUCCAGACAAAUUAUCAUGGAUGCCGAAGCUGCUUUAGAAGCUUGGACUCUUGAUAUUGCGGUUGUUAAACCAACUCUUUCCUUCCAUCAAACGGUAGAUGACGUCUACGAGGAAGUGGAUGAUCAAGAAGAGGAUGAAGGUCAAGAACAAGGUAUUGUCGAAGAUGAUUACGCCGAAGAAGGAUUAAGACAACCAGCUAAUACUAACGAAGAAGACUACAGUUGA
This is a messenger RNA of Kazachstania africana CBS 2517, 963 nucleotides long. It is a transcript of the gene LSP1, whose product is annotated as lipid-binding protein LSP1. Lineage: Eukaryota; Fungi; Ascomycota; Saccharomycetes; Saccharomycetales; Saccharomycetaceae. The coding region runs from base 1 to 963 and encodes 320 amino acids. The transcript has a single exon. The record is from RefSeq and is a predicted model, not a curated record. Gene Ontology annotation, molecular function: lipid binding. Gene Ontology annotation, cellular component: eisosome filament; plasma membrane. Gene Ontology annotation, biological process: endocytosis; negative regulation of protein kinase activity; eisosome assembly.